AUGAGCGACGACGACACAUUGGGUCCAUCCUCGAAACAAUGGCCGAUAUCCACUUUACUUAUCGACCAAGCUCGAGUUGAUGAUUCAGUACGAUCGAGUGGCUAUCCUGGUGCUGGCACGACAGAAGAUCCCUUCAUUGUUGAUUGGGUCAUCAAUGAUGGUGGAAACCCCCUCAACUGGUCAAAGUCCCGCAAAUGGGCCAUGACCAUGUCUUCGGCAUUGACUUGCUUUGUUGUGGCUUUUGGUUCAAGCGCAUACACGGGUGUAAUGACGGAACUCAUGAUCAACUUCAAAGCCGACAACCUCUUGAUAACAGGAGGCGUUUCACUCUAUGUCCUCGGUUUCGCCCUCGGCCCUCUCCUCUGGGCACCCCUUUCCGAAAUAUAUGGCCGGCAAUAUGUUUUUAUCGGAAGUUAUCUGGCAUUUGUUGUGUUCUGCGCGGCCACCACGGCGGACUACAACGUCGCUUCUCUCUUGGUCUUCAGAUUCUUUGCUGGAGCCUUUGGAUCAGGACCGUUGACGAACGCGGGUGGUGUCAUCUCCGAUCUCUUCUAUGCUGACGAUAGAAGUAUUGCCAUCGGAGUCUUCUCGCUUGCUCCCGCCAUGGGCCCGACCUUUGGCCCUUUUAUUGGCGGUUAUCUUGGAACCAAGGCGGGCUGGAGAUGGGUAAUGGGGCUUGUGGCGAUUCUGGCUGGAGUUUCUUGGAUCAUCAAUGUCAUCGUCGUUCCUGAGACAUACGCACCAGUGCUUCUCAAAAGACGCAGCGAGAAGCUUUCCAAAGACACAGGCAAAAUCUACAAAACCGCCAUCGACAUACAGAACGGUGGCUCCUCGUCUACCAAGGUACUUAUCACAUCCCUGCUCCGCCCCUGCGAGCUUCUGGUCGUGGAACCCAUUGUACUGUUCCUCGCCAUCUACACCGCGGUAGUCUAUGGAGUCUUGUACAUGCUUUUCGGAGCGUACCCCGUCGUAUUUCAGCUUGAAAGAGGCUGGUCUCCCGGAAAGGGUGGCCUCCCGUUCCUCGGAAUUGCUGUCGGUAUGUUUGCUGCCGUGCCAUCCGUGUUGGUCAUCAACAAAUGGUAUGUGAAGGAGGCUGCAAAGACAUCAAAUGGCUUGCUCGAGCCCGAAGCUCGUCUCAUUGGAGGUAUUAUUGGAGGCAUCACUGUUCCCAUCGGCAUGUUCUGGUUUGCUUGGACAACCUACGAGUCCAUCCAUUGGAUUUGCCCUGUCGCUGCCGGUAUCCCAUUCGGAUUCGGAAUGACCCUUAUUUUCCAGUCUGUUUUCGCCUAUCUCGCCGAUGCCUACGGUAUAUAUUCCGCCUCGGCCCUGGCUGCCAACACAGUGCUCCGAUCUCUAUUCGGCGCAGGAUUCCCUAUGUUCACUAAGAAAAUGUACGAAAACCUCGGUACGCAAUGGGCGAGCUCGGUGCCGGGAUUUCUGGGAGUUGCCUGCAUCCCUGUGCCUGUGGUGCUUUAUAUAUACGGGCAGAAGAUCCGCCAGAAGUGCAAGUAUGCGUCCCAGACAGUGGGUAAAUCUGGUUAA
This is a messenger RNA of Clonostachys solani, 1542 nucleotides long. The record is from the annotation of a GenBank genome assembly. Lineage: Eukaryota; Fungi; Ascomycota; Sordariomycetes; Hypocreales; Bionectriaceae.